This is a messenger RNA of Ailuropoda melanoleuca (giant panda), 2856 nucleotides long. RefSeq names its product copine 2 (gene CPNE2). Bases 759 to 2405 code for a protein of 548 amino acids. Gene Ontology annotation, cellular component: plasma membrane. The record is from RefSeq and is a predicted model, not a curated record. The transcript has 16 exons. Gene Ontology annotation, molecular function: calcium-dependent phospholipid binding. NCBI's taxonomy places the organism in Eukaryota, Metazoa, Chordata, Mammalia, Carnivora, Ursidae. Gene Ontology annotation, biological process: cellular response to calcium ion.
CGAGCAGGGGGGAGGGCAGAGGGAGAAGCAGACUCCCCGCUGAGCAGGGAGCCCAAUGUGGGACUCAGCCCUUGGACCCUGGCAUCUUGACUUGAGCGGAAGGCAGAUGCGUAACUGACUGAGGCACCCAGGUGCCCAAACCCCGCAUAAAUAGCAAACACUUCCCAAUCUCUCCUCCUGGGCCUGGACAGCCACUAAGCUGCCUUCCGUAUCUGUGGACUUGUCUAGUGUGGACAUUUCAUGGAAAUGGAAUCACACGAUAUGUGGUCUUUUGUGACUGUCUCCUCUUACUUAGCACCACGGUUUCAAAGUUCGUCCAGAUUGUAUGCGCGCCACACCUUUCUAUGGCUGAAUAAUACUUCACGGUGUGGAUAGACCACAUUUGGCUUAUCCAUUCAUUGCUUAAUGGGCAUUUGCCUUGUCCCCACUUUUUGGCUAUUCUGAACCAUACUGCAGUGAACAUUUGUGUUUUUGUUUGGACAAAGGCUUUCAUUUCCCUUGGGUAGAUACCUAGGAGUGGAAUUGCUUGAUCCCUGACCUUUAUUUUAUUCUGUCCCUUUGGCCAGGGAUCCAGGAUCUUCUUCGCCCUGGGCAGGCCCAACUACCUCAUUCUUCGGGGCUCCUGGAGGAAGUCUGACCUCCAAGGCUGAGUUCGGUCUUCUGUGCCACCCUGCCUCCAACCUUUGCACUUUUCACAAUAAUACAACUACCUGGGUCAGAGAGACUGCCAGGAACUGCUGCCACUGCCACCAACCCCCAUGGCCUACAUCCCUAGUGGGGGCGCCCCAGCAGCGGGGGCAGCCCCCAUGGGCUCCCAGUAUUGCGUGUGCAAGGUGGAGCUGUCAGUGAGUGGCCAGAACCUGCUGGACCGGGACGUGACUUCCAAGUCUGACCCCUUCUGUGUCCUCUUUACAGAGAGCGAUGGCAGGUGGAUUGAGUAUGACAGGACGGAAACCGCGGUCAACAACCUCAACCCCGCGUUCUCCAAGAAGUUCGUCCUCGACUACCACUUUGAGGAGGUGCAGAAGCUCAAGUUCGCCCUGUUCGACCAGGACAAGUCCAGCACUCAGCUGGACGAGCAUGAUUUCCUGGGCCAGUUCUCCUGCAGCCUGGGCACGAUCGUCUCCAGCAAGAAGAUCACUCGGCCUCUCCUGCUGAUGAAUGACAAGCCUGCCGGGAAGGGCUUGAUUACGAUUGCCGCCCAGGAGCUGUCGGACAACCAGGUCAUCACACUGAGUCUGGCAGGCAGGAAGCUGGACAAGAAGGACCUUUUUGGAAAGUCAGACCCAUUUCUGGAGUUUUAUAAACCAGGAGAUGACGGCAAGUGGAUGCUGGUUCACAGGACUGAGGUGAUCAAGUACACGCUGGACCCCGUGUGGAAACCAUUCACGGUGCCAUUGGUGUCCCUGUGUGAUGGGGACAUGGAGAAGCCCAUCCAGGUCAUGUGCUACGACUAUGACAACGACGGGGGCCAUGACUUCAUCGGCGAGUUCCAGACCUCGGUGUCGCAGAUGCGUGAGGCUCGUGAUGGCGUCCCGCUGGAGUUUGAGUGCAUCAAUCCCAAGAAGCAAAGGAAGAAGAAGAACUAUAAAAACUCAGGCAUCAUUAUCCUGCGUUCCUGCAAGAUAAACCGGGACUACUCCUUCCUGGACUACAUCCUGGGAGGCUGCCAGCUCAUGUUCACCGUUGGGAUAGACUUCACAGCCUCCAAUGGGAAUCCCCUCGACCCUUCCUCUUUGCACUAUAUCAACCCCAUGGGCACCAAUGAGUAUCUGUCGGCCAUCUGGGCUGUCGGGCAGAUCAUCCAGGACUACGACAGUGAUAAGAUGUUUCCAGCUCUGGGCUUUGGGGCCCAGUUACCCCCAGACUGGAAGGUCUCCCAUGAGUUUGCCAUCAACUUCAAUCCCACCAACCCGUUCUGCUCAGGUGUGGAUGGUAUCGCCCAGGCAUACUCGGCUUGCCUGCCCCACAUCCGCUUCUACGGUCCCACCAACUUCUCCCCCAUCGUCAACCACGUGGCACGGUUUGCAGCCCAGGCCACGCAGCAGCAGACAGCCACGCAAUACUUCAUCCUCCUCAUCAUCACGGACGGCGUCAUCAGUGACAUGGAGGAGACGCGCCACGCCGUGGUGCAAGCUUCCAAGCUGCCCAUGUCCAUCAUCAUCGUGGGUGUGGGCAACGCUGACUUCGCCGCCAUGGAGUUCCUAGACGGGGACAGCCGCACACUGCGCUCGCACACAGGGGAGGAGGCGGCCCGUGACAUCGUGCAGUUCGUGCCCUUCCGAGAGUUCCGCAACGCAGCAAAAGAGACUUUGGCCAAAGCUGUGCUGGCGGAACUGCCCCAACAAGUCGUGCAGUAUUUCAAGCAUAAAAACCUGCCCCCCACCCACUCGGAGCCUGCCUGAGUGCCAGCCCGUGCCCAGCAGCAGCAUGCCAGCUGGGCCUCCCGCCCUCCCCAGGAACGUGCACGCUCACCCUGCUUCCUUGUGGGUGGCCUUGUUUUUAACCGAUCCACGUUUUUAUUUUUUACAACCGGACCUCCACCCCCCCUUCCCCCAGCCCAGCUGGGCUUCCUUUGUUGGAGUCGACGGAUGAUGCUUCCAGGCCAAACUGGCUUCCUCCCUACCCUUAAGUAUUGAAUGUACUUUGUAUAAUUUUAGUGGAAUUAUUGUUAUUAAAAAGAAAAUUUUUACAAUCCUACCUGGCUUUUUCCAAGUACCUAGCUGCAGACCCUGAAAGGAGCGUGUCCCCAGUGCACACUUUUUGUGUCGUUGCCUGCACCUACUUCCUGUUCUUUUUAUACUGUGACUGUGUUCUAUUUGUUAUACUCAGGGUAAUAAAGGAGUUUCCAAUGUC